Myripristis murdjan (pinecone soldierfish) is the source of this 1651-nucleotide messenger RNA. RefSeq names its product tubulin alpha chain-like. The transcript is spliced from 5 exons. NCBI's taxonomy places the organism in Eukaryota, Metazoa, Chordata, Actinopteri, Holocentriformes, Holocentridae. Gene Ontology annotation, biological process: microtubule-based process. Gene Ontology annotation, molecular function: GTP binding; structural constituent of cytoskeleton. The coding region runs from base 18 to 1367 and encodes 449 amino acids. The record is from RefSeq and is a predicted model, not a curated record. Gene Ontology annotation, cellular component: microtubule.
AAGCAGUAUAAGACAAAAUGCGUGAGUGUAUCUCCGUGCACGUUGGCCAGGCUGGCGUCCAGAUGGGCAACACCUGCUGGGAGCUGUACUGCCUGGAGCACGGCAUCCAGCCCGACGGCCAGAUGCCCACCGCCAAGACUGAUGGAGGCUACGAUGACUCCUUCACCACUUUCUUCAGUGAGACUGGUGCUGGGAAGUACGUUCCCCGGGCCAUCUUUGUCGACCUGGAGCCCACUGUUAUCGACGAGGUGCGUACAGGUACCUACCGCCAGCUCUUCCACCCUGAGCAGCUGAUCUCAGGCAAGGAAGAUGCAGCCAACAACUAUGCCCGUGGUCACUACACCAUUGGAAAGGAAAUCAUUGACUCUGUGCUUGAUAGGAUCCGCAAACUGGCUGACCAGUGCACUGGGCUACAAGGUUUCCUGGUCUUCCAUUCCUUCGGUGGAGGAACUGGCUCUGGUUUCACCUCCCUGCUGAUGGAGCGUCUCUCUGUUGACUUUGGCAAGAAGUCCAAGUUAGAGUUUGCCAUCUAUCCAGCUCCUCAAGUGUCCACAGCCGUGGUGGAGCCAUACAACUCCAUCCUCACCACCCACACCACCCUGGAGCACUCUGACUGUGCCUUCAUGGUGGACAAUGAGGCCAUCUAUGACAUCUGCCGCAGGAACCUGGACAUCGAGCGUCCAUCCUAUACCAACCUGAAUCGCCUUAUUAGCCAGAUUGUCUCAUCCAUCACUGCCUCUCUGCGUUUCGAUGGGGCCUUGAACGUGGACCUGACAGAGUUCCAGACCAACCUGGUGCCCUACCCUCGUAUCCACUUCCCUCUCGCCACUUAUGCCCCAGUUAUCUCCGCUGAGAAGGCUUAUCACGAGCAACUCUCUGUUGCUGAGAUUACCAAUGCCUGCUUCGAGCCAGCUAAUCAGAUGGUGAAAUGCGAUCCUCGUCAUGGCAAAUACAUGGCCUGCUGCCUCCUGUAUCGGGGCGAUGUGGUGCCAAAAGAUGUCAAUGUGGCUAUUGGUAACAUCAAGACCAAGAGGAGCAUCCAGUUUGUGGACUGGUGUCCCACAGGCUUCAAGGUGGGCAUCAACUACCAGCCUCCCACUGCGGUUCCUGGAGGAGACCUGGCCAAGGUGCAGAGGGCGGUGUGCAUGCUGAGCAACACCACAGCCAUCGCGGAGGCCUGGGCUCGUCUGGACCACAAGUUCGACCUGAUGUACGCCAAGAGGGCCUUUGUCCACUGGUAUGUUGGUGAGGGAAUGGAGGAGGGAGAAUUCUCUGAGGCCAGAGAGGACAUGGCUGCCCUGGAGAAGGACUACGAAGAGGUGGGCAUCGAUUCAUUCGAAGAUGAUGAAGAGGGGGAGGAGUAUUAAGUGCAGAAGAAGUGGCUAACACUGUGUGGAAUGAGCUCUUUACUUGACCAGUGCAAAACAAAGGCCAAGCUACUCUCUGAUUGUAAAUUCACUUUCUUUCCUAAAAAAAUGUUUUUCAUGCCUGACAUUUGUCCCUGCCAUGGUAUCACCAAUAGACUUAAUAAAAGAAGCUAUCAGACAAUCAAUGUUUUAUUGCUAACAACCAGUUUCUGUCACUGAAAAAUGAUUCUCCAACUUGGGGAAUGUAUCAUUACCUCCUUUUUCAAUAAAGCCGUUCACAACUG